Pocillopora verrucosa is the source of this 2255-nucleotide messenger RNA. RefSeq names its product DGAT1/2-independent enzyme synthesizing storage lipids-like. NCBI's taxonomy places the organism in Eukaryota, Metazoa, Cnidaria, Anthozoa, Scleractinia, Pocilloporidae. The record is from RefSeq and is a predicted model, not a curated record. Gene Ontology annotation, molecular function: acyltransferase activity.
GACCAGGUUCCUCUCCAAAAGAUAAAAAUCUCACCGGAACCGCGACCCGCGCGUAGUUAAGUGAGGUCGCGCAGUAGAACCAUGGACUGGCUAAUGGUCCUUCUCUCGCCUUUUGUCGUGGCCUUUGUCUAUCCAGUUGUAAUGCUUAUCAUGAUGUAUGGCGCUGCAGUUUUUCUGCACGUUUAUCGUCACAGACGGCGCGAGAUUUUCGACGCAUACUCAGAGAAUUAUUGGGACGGUGCAAUGCAAACGGUUGCAGCUGUGUUCGAUGCGCAUGGCUCCCUUUGGCAUGGUUAUGACCUUGUGGGAAUGGAGAAGUUACCAGACAAAGGACCAGCACUAUUGAUAUACUAUCAUGGGGCCUUGCCUCUGGAUAUGUAUUAUAUACUAUCUAGACUACUGCUUUGCAAAAAGAGAAGGCUGAGGAAUGUGGCAGCUACAUUUUUGUUUCAUAUACCAGGUAUUCAGUUGCUUCUCGAAGUUUGUGGAGCUGUAGAAGGACGCUCCAGAGAGCAAUGUGUGGAGAUUCUAAAGAAUGGUGACUUAUUGGCCAUUUCUCCAGGAGGUGUUAGGGAAGCUUUGUUUUCUGAUGAAUAUUACACUAUGAUAUGGAAUGGAAGGCGAGGAUUUGCCAAAGUAGCUCUUGAGGCCAAAGUGCCCAUCUAUCCUGUUUAUACACAGAAUGUAAGAGAAGCCAUCCGCUCCAUUCAAAUUGGACGCAAAUGGUUUCGAAAGUUAUAUGAAUGGACAAAGCUACCACUUGUUCCAUUGUAUGGUGGUUUUCCUGUCAAGUUGAGAACCUUCAUAGGAGAUCCUAUUUACUUUGAUUCUAAAUUGACCAGUGAUGAAUUAGCUGGGAAGGUUCAGAAGGGAAUCCAAGAACUGAUACUGACCCACCAAAAGUUACCUGGUAGCAUCAUUACAGCACUCCAAGACAGAUGGAAAUUGAAAAACAGCUCUGUGAAAAUUGCCAAGUAAAUUAACAUUUCUUUCAGGCCUCUACAUGAUAACAAGUAAGUGAAACAGUGAAUCCUGACCAUAAAUUUUCUAAGCUGAUUGGUGGGAACAAAAUUAAUGAAUCAAAUCAAUUGAUUGUGAUUAAUAUUAACUUAAUAUUUUUGAGGUGAUAUUUAUCUCAGAGCCAGCUACAUGCUUGAUUAAACAUUUGUGCAACUGAAGUCAAAAGAUAUCUUCAGUUUGUAUGUUUCAUUUACCACCCCAGGUCAAGUGAUAAUACUCUAGGGAACUUUAUCUUUGAAAUUUCUACUUAUUCAUGUACAUGUUAACACAUAAUUUACAAGGGAUAAAGCUGGGAAUUCAUUUGAGACCUGGAAUUGGUAAAUGAAACAUACAAACCAGAGGUCUAUUAUAUUACUUCUGACAGUACAAAUUAUUUCUCUUAGAUAGGAACAGAAAAAGAAAGGGCAUAUUUUGAAUUAUCACAUAAUUUGUUUUCAGUUAGAAAAGCAAUUAUUAGCUGGGGAAUAAUACUAAAAUUUAAUAUAUAUUUGUAUGUAACAAUCUUUAAAUUAAUAUAUUAUAUUUUUUUACAUUUCCACUUUCAAAAUUAAAUAAGUGACUUCAUACUUUAGUGUGCAUGUACAGCAUAGGGACAUAGCACUCUUGAAUUGCAAUGAUCAUAUUUUAAUUUGAAAUUUUUACUUUCAUCAAUUCAUAAUUCAUUUUAUAAUUUAUUACCUAGUUUUUUCUCCAGUUUCCAAAAUAUGACAUCCUCAUAACAGCACGAACUCUCUGCACUUGUCUUUCAAAUAUAAAGUGAUAAACCCCUGAUGAUGCUUUUUUGAAAGUGUUUUUUUUUUCCUUACUUUAUCAAUAUUACUACAAAUGAAUUAAGCCUUUUUGCUACAAAAUGGAAAAUGUAUUUUAUUUCCUUAAAAUGGGAAAUUGUCUCAUUCCACUGGGAGAUGUGAAUUUUAUCUUCUCAUGGUGCCAUCGGCACUCUAAGAUAGGAAGGCAUCUCCACAUGGGCAUGUGAAAUCCUCUUUAUAUCUUGAAAAUUAUUAUGAUUUUUUUGUUGAGUGGAGAGGAAUCACUAGUUCUUAAUUCUCAAUAUUUUUUAUGUCUGUAUAGCUCAACAUUAUUUAUUAAAUGAUGCUUUAAUAACGGUUAAAAAAAAAGUUGAGAUAAAAACUUUAACACAUGAAAAAUCCGACAUCUUUAAAUUUUUCUAUAUUUAUCGAGUACAAAAUUAACUUGACGUAAUUAUAGUUUAUUUCAAAAUCACAUACUGUAUU